AAAAUUUCCCUAUUCAUUUUCGAUUCCGCUAGAGCUCGUACGCAAGAGCCAUUUUCGUCCUGUGCAGACAGAGGGAAGAAACAAGUCCUCCACUCUCACAUGCGAAGCUCUUUUAGCUCCUGACUUCUCCCUUGCCUUUCGCGAAUCUCCUCUCUUUAGUCCAUUGAGCAAGCGAUUAAACUCUAUUGGUAUAAAGUGGGCAAAAGGCCUAGCCAAGAGCAAGCUCUCGAGAAAGGGAGUAACAUCUUUGUCGGAAUUCAAGUUUGAAAACCACCGGGUAAUUAUUCUUGUCCCGUGCUCUAAUAUUUCUACUCAGUGAGAAUUAUGGAAAAUUGUCAAGCUUCUCCAAUGAUUCAACACAGAACAAUGUGAAUUAGCUUUCGCUUUAAUGAAUUUUGUGAUCAAUUAGGGUUUAGGUAUUUCGUUUCCUUGUGAAUCGUAGGGAAUUUUUUUAUAUUUAUUUUUGGCUUAUCGGAAAACCGGCUUGAAGAUAUGAAGGGACGGUCUCACCGUCUCCAGAGUCAUGACUUGCACGAGGACUGGGUCGAUGGCUCCUGGACGGUGGAUUGCGUGUGCGGUGUGACUUUCGAUGAUGGGGAAGAGAUGGUCAAUUGUGAUGAGUGUGGUGUGUGGGUGCACACUCGCUGCUCUAGGUACGUGAAGGGGGAUGAGUUAUUUGCGUGUGAUAAGUGCAAGAGCAAGAACAAUAGAGAGGAUAGUGAGGAAACUGAGGUUGCUCAGUUGCUGGUUGAAUUGCCCACCAAAACUAUCCGACUAGAGGGUAGUUAUGUGCCAAAUGGGCCACCACGCCGGCCUUUUAGGCUCUGGACUGAUAUACCAAUGGAGGAGAGAGUGCAUGUGCAGGGAAUUCCUGGUGGUGAUCCUUCAUUAUUUUCUGGGUUGUCAUCUGUUUUUACUCCAGAGUUGUGGAAGUGCACCGGAUAUGUGCCUAAGAAAUUUAAUUUUCAGUAUAGGGAGUUUCCAUGCUGGGAUGAAAAAGAGAGUGGUGAAAGUGGAAAUGAGCAAGAGAAUACUGUUGAUAAAGGUGCAGGUGUUUUGUUUUCAUUGGCAAAGGAGAGUGUCUUGGAAACCCCUGCAGCGGCUUUGGUUGGUACGAGGGGAAGAGGCGUGGAAGGCAGUUUUGAUAGGAAACAAUACUCGAAAGAAAGGAAGAAUUGGGUGAAUGAGGAUGGUGAGGUUAGGCAUUUGCAGAUUGGGGUUAAAAAGCAGAGAAGCUUACUUCAGCCGCUUGUGAUACAUUCCAGUAAGAGAAAGAAAGAAGAUCUGGGAAUGCCCAAAGAGCGAAGUGGAAAGAAGAAGGCCAGAGCUGUAUGUAAGGAAAUGGAUACAAAGAAGAGGGGUUUGCAUGUUUCUAGAACAGCAUUUACAUCCACCAGUGAUGCAAAACCAUUGGAAUUUUAUGAAGACAGAGGUCCGAAGUCUAUCAAGAAUGAUAGCCAGAGUAAUAAGAACCAGAAUCCAAGAGACUCCAUAAUUCAGGAGCAUGAAUCAGAACGUUAUGUUUCUGUGGACAAUGCUAAUGAGAAGUCCAAAAAUAGUGUGGUGGUGGUUGAGCGCUCUUCAGAAAUUUUGUCUGCUGGCAUUGAUAGACAUAAUUUUUCAACUGGAGCUGAUCAAAAUGAAGGGAAAGCUAGCCAUAAAGGCCCAGAAGCAGUUGAUGGUUCUUCCAAAUUUGAUAAUCUAGCUGCCUCAGUACCCAAACAAAACGAUAUUGGGGGAACCCCUGCAGGACAAGAGGGAAAUAACAUGCCAAAUGAUAAUCUUGAUAACAAUAUAGAAAAUUCUGCUGGAAGUGAAGUCAAGCCUCCAACUGGUAAGCGGGCAUGCUCUGUUCCAGAAGGCAAGGAUAAUCAGAGUAAUGGUGAUCAUGACAUGUUUCUCAGUUCCUUUAAGCCCAAUGUUAAAGUACAUGUAGAUGAUGACGAUCCUAGGAGGGUCUUGAAUGGCCAAUCUUCUGUUGGGGAUGUGAAAGAUAUUCGGCUUUCUUGUGAUAACAUUACUGAAAAUUCUGAAAGGAAUAGUACAUUUUUUAAUGGCUCAUCAUCAGGCGACCAUACAGCUCAAGAACUUGACAGAGCAUCAGAAGCAGUCAGUGAUUGUCAUGCAGAUAAACAGAAUGAACUAGUUACUGAUCCUUUUCCAAUUAAACAAGAAUUGGAAGGGUCUGAGGGUUCAUUUCCAUUGCAAAAAUGCCCUUCAGAACCAAAACUUGAUUCAGCAUAUGCUACAGAACCAUCAAAGUCAAGUGGAACCACAUUUAAUGCUUCACUGUUGCCCAGCCAGAAUAAACUUGUUCUAUGUGUUGGAAAAUCAUCUUCCACUUCAUCCACUACCAUCAUCUCCAAACCUUCUGCUUGUGACAAUUUUAGAUCUGCAGAUACUCUGGAUUCUAAUGCUAAUACUAAGAAACAAGCUACAUCUGAGUGUAAUUCUAACAUUAAGAAAGAUCAACCCACAAGUGAUAUUGUCAAGGUCAAGGAUGAAGAUGGUCAGGAAAUGUCGAGAAGAACAGUAAAAGAGUGUCCAAAAUCCAGUUUAAAUUCUACUUCAAAAGUGUCAAACUCAAACAAGAUUUCACAUACAUCUGUUAUUAAGAGAACCAUUUUUUAUUCAAAAGAUUCUGCACAUUACUCAUGUUGUAAAACUUCUUCGGCACUGAAUUUGUGUGAGACUACUGGAUUGCUGCAAAAUGAAUGUGCUUCACAGGUACAGAAUAAGGCAUCACCUUCAGGUUUGCCUCUAAGAGGUGAAAAGUUUAAUCAGUCUAAUAGCCAGUCAUCAUCCAAAGCAAAUCAAACGUCAUCUAUGAAUCCUCCACCAUCUACCAAUUCUUCUGCGACUUUGAGUGAUGAAGAGCUUGCUUUGCUUUUGCAUCAAGAACUCAAUAGUUCUCCUAGAGUUCCUCGUGUUCCACGUGUUCGUCAUGCAGGCAGCUUGCCGCAGUUGGCUUCUCCAACUGCAACAAGCAUGUUAAUAAAACGUACAUCUAGUUCUGGAGGAAGGGAUCACAGUUUGGUCUCUAGAAGGAAAAAUAAGGAUGCAUCUAAAGAUGGGUUUUCCCGUUCUCAUGAGCCUGAUGAUGAGGCAAAAAAGACUGAUAGAAUGCCAUCUUCACCUGAUCAGAGAAGACAAGAUACAGGAUACACAGUUGAUGAUUCGGCUAAAAGAGAGGAUAAAGGAUCUCCAAUAGCAAUGCAUCCUGUCAAGAAAAAUGUCACUCCUGCCUCCACCUCAACUGCAAAUAGUGGCCCAUCUUCCUCUACUGAGGUUAAUGACCAUCAUUUAUCUUCCAUACGGAAUUCUCCAAGAAACAUGUCUGAUGAGGAGACAGGCACUGUUCGGGGUCCUGUUCAUCGCACUUUACCAGGCUUAAUCAAUGAGAUUAUGAGCAAAGGCAAGCGCAUGACUUAUGAAGAACUCUGUAAUGCUGUCUUGCCGCACUGGCAUAACUUGAGGAAACAUAAUGGAGAACGAUAUGCGUAUUCAAGUCAUUCUCAGGCUGUUCUUGACUGCCUUAGGAACCGACAUGAAUGGGCUCGGUUGGUGGAUCGAGGUCCCAAGACAAAUUCAAGCAGAAAAAGGCGUAAGCUUGAUACUGAGGAAUCAGAAGAUACUGACUAUGGGAAGGGAAGAACUGCAAAGGAAGGUGAAGGUAAAAGUCUUGAGUCACAGAGAGAAGAGUUUCCCAAGGGUAAGCGGAAAGCAAGGAAACGGAGGCGUCUGGCUUUGCAAGGAAGAAGAAUAAAGGAGAUUAGGAAGAGGCGGAAGGCAGAUUUGCUCACUGAUGAUGAUAGCGGGCCAUUUUCUAAUUCAAGCGAAGAUAGUUUGUUCAGUGAAGAUGAGAUUCAAGAUGGUGGAGCUGGUCAAGUUGGAAGUGAGGCCUCAGCUACCUCAGAUGAGGCAGGGACAAUGUAAUUCUUGAUGUGUGCUGUGCAAUGGGUUUUGGACUGUGUUCUCGAGUUCAUAAGUCUCUGGUGAUGUGUGCUGUGCAAUGGGUUCCCUUUGGGGCGGCUACCGCUACUGGUAGUUUCAUGAAUUUGGGGAAUUUUACCAAGUUGUUAGGGUGUGGUAAGCACUGAUGUCAAUGGAAGUCUUGCUAGUGUACAUAUUUAAUUUUUGUAACUUCAUAUAGGCCUUUAUUUUUUGUCCAGU
This is a messenger RNA of Jatropha curcas, 4173 nucleotides long. RefSeq names its product RING/FYVE/PHD zinc finger superfamily protein. The record is from RefSeq and is a predicted model, not a curated record. Lineage: Eukaryota; Viridiplantae; Streptophyta; Magnoliopsida; Malpighiales; Euphorbiaceae. Gene Ontology annotation, cellular component: nucleus.